CCUCGCCUCUCUUCCCUUCUCCUCGCCAGCGGGGAGCUGAAGUUGGGCGGAUGGCAGCAAACCGGCUCCGCUAGAGGACCGAGCAGCUCAGCCUCGCGCCCCCGGACCCAUCGGUGCGCUGCCCACACCUCCAGGCGACUGGCCAAUUGGGCACUGCAGUAGCUGAAAUGCGAAAAAGGCAACAGUCACAGAAUGAAGAAACACCUGCUGUGUCUCAAGCACCUGGAAACCAGAGGCCCAACAAUACGUGUUGCUUUUGUUGGUGCUGUUGUUGCAGCUGCUCCUGCCUCACUGUUAGGAAUGAAGAAAGAGGGGAAAAUGCAGGAAGACCCACACAUACCACAAAAAUGGAGAGUAUCCAGGUCCUAGAGGAAUGCCAAAACCCCACUUCAGAUGAAGUCUUGUCCUGGUCUCAAAAUUUUGACAAGAUGAUGAAGGCCCCGGCAGGAAGAAACCUCUUCAGAGAGUUCCUCCGAACAGAAUACAGUGAAGAGAACCUACUUUUCUGGCUUGCCUGUGAAGACUUAAAGAAGGAGCAGAAUAAAAAAGUAAUUGAAGAAAAGGCCAGAAUGAUAUACGAAGAUUACAUUUCUAUACUCUCACCAAAAGAGGUCAGCCUCGAUUCUCGAGUUAGAGAGGUGAUCAACAGAAAUCUGUUGGAUCCUAAUGCUCACAUGUAUGAAGAUGCCCAACUUCAGAUAUAUACCUUAAUGCACAGAGAUUCUUUCCCAAGGUUUUUGAACUCUCAGAUUUAUAAGUCAUUUGUUGAAAGUACUGCCAGCUCUACUUCUGAAUCUUAAUUUUUAUUUUUAAAAAAUCAUUUUGGAGGGCUGGGAUGAGAAAUAAAAGUAGUUAAAUAACACCUGAAACUGAGUUCCUGGAGAACUACAGUUUAGCAUUCCUCAGGCUACUGUGAAAAUACAACCAUAUGGUCUUUGUCUCCAUUUUGUAUCAAGGUUAUCCAUGGUUACGUUUGGAGAAAAUACCACCUGAAACAAUGAAUUGCCAAAUUAAGUUUGUUUCGUUCAACACGCAUUCUACUUGCAAGCAAACUGUAUUUGUAGUCCUAUGAACAGUCUCCUAGUGUAUCCAGAGACUGCAUGUGCAAAGUAAAACCGCUUCAUUUGCCAUGUAGUUGUUGUUAAUAUUUAAGCCAAUGGCAUAACUUAUAUAUGUAUUUAAGGACUUUCGUGCAAUAUGGUCUUAUAGAAAUAAUUGCCAAAAAGUUGGCUGUGGUUUGCAUUUUUAAAUAUAAUCUAAGACAGAAAAAGCCAAUCUUUAAAUUGUAACUAUGAUAUUCAACAUGCUAUAUACUGUGUUCAGUACACUAAUUUUGAAGCCAAUAUUUCUGUACAUGAAAAAAGAGCUAUUUAUCUCUGUUUGUUGGAAAAUCCUAAUGGGGAAUUCCUCUGGUUGUUCACUGCCAAAACUGUGGCAUUUUCAUUACGGAAGAGUUUUCUUCAUAUAUAUAUAUAUAUAUGAAGAAAAGAGAAAAAAAAAGCACAAAACAAUUUGAAGAUAUUCUAUCUCAAAGACAAAUCAAAGAGCGAUAUUGUUUUUAACUGUAAUAGAGGAAAAUGAAUCUAUGUAUCAGAUGUCCAAUACUGUAAUUAAUUUAUUAAAGACUGGCUCUCCAGUU
Molecule: messenger RNA, 1639 nt
Organism: Lipotes vexillifer (Yangtze River dolphin)
Lineage: Eukaryota; Metazoa; Chordata; Mammalia; Artiodactyla; Lipotidae
Gene: RGS17
Product: regulator of G protein signaling 17
Exons: 5
Coding region: 168-800 (210 amino acids)
Source: RefSeq, a predicted model, not a curated record